Lobosporangium transversale is the source of this 1052-nucleotide messenger RNA. RefSeq lists its product as hypothetical. The record is from RefSeq and is a predicted model, not a curated record. The transcript has 7 exons. Lineage: Eukaryota; Fungi; Mortierellomycota; Mortierellomycetes; Mortierellales; Mortierellaceae. The coding region runs from base 80 to 763 and encodes 227 amino acids.
CCCUCCCUUUACCUUUCGUUUUAUCUGUCUCAUUCUCGUCUUUCGUCUCAUUUCCUUUCAUAUUUAGUUUUACAUUCCCAUGGACACUUCACAGGGAAAUGUCUUAUUUGGUGCAGAACUCAAGGAUCAAAUACCUGUCAUCAAUCAACAUAUCGUCAAUGGUAUCGCAUUCCUGAGUGAAUUCAGAGACUUCUGCAAAGAACGCGCUAACAUAGAGCGUGAUUACGCGCACAGAAUUGAGGCUCUCGUGCGCAAGUACCAACAUAAAAAAGAAAAAAAGAACGCUCAUAAUGCUGGGGUCCCUCAUUCCCCAAUUGAACCGGAUUUUGAUACUGGAUUUGAUGAAACAACAACAUCCAAGGCGUGGUCCGGAAUUUUGAAUGAUACCGAGGCUUUGUCAAGGGAUAGGCAGCUGUUUUCGGAGUCGAUAAUCUCCAAGGUCAUAUCCAAUUUGCUCAAAAAUUACUUGCGGAAAGAGAUAGCUCCUGCUGAUCUACCUUUUGAGUCGUCCCCCACGUUCAACGAUACAGAAGAGCUUGUCGUGGACGAAAAUGCCCAAGUGUUUUUGAGUAAUAAGCUUAUGAAGUUGAGACGCAAACAGGCACAGGCUACUGUUGAUAUUACCACUCGAAUUAAGGAUUUGGAGGGACUAUAUAAUCUUAAAGAAGCUUAUACGAACAACAAGGACCUUGGAAAUCCUGAUGAUGUGAAUGAAAAUAUUUUGGAAUCUUCAAGAAACCGACGUACAAAAUCAACCACAUGAUUUUAAGGCGGCAUCGUUCACCAUUCCAACAUCCUGCGAUUAUUGCCAAUCUACUAUCUGGGGAAUUGCUAAACAAGGAUUUACCUGUCGAGACUGUGGAUAUAAUUGCCAUUCUAAAUGUGAGAUGAAGGUUCCACCUAACUGUAGCAACGUCAAGGGAGGCGCUAAGGCUCAACGGACCUCCAUUAUCAUACCCUCCUCCUCCACUGUCUCAAAUCACAGCCCCAUGUCUUCGCUUCCACCCGAGUAUGCCCCCUCCGCCACACCCAUUUCUGAACUCUCCCGUCAU